Nanorana parkeri is the source of this 1077-nucleotide messenger RNA. It is a transcript of the gene CIMIP1, whose product is annotated as chromosome unknown C20orf85 homolog. The record is from RefSeq and is a predicted model, not a curated record. The transcript is spliced from 6 exons. The coding region runs from base 1 to 729 and encodes 242 amino acids. NCBI's taxonomy places the organism in Eukaryota, Metazoa, Chordata, Amphibia, Anura, Dicroglossidae.
AUGGAUUAUAUCACGGUUACCAGAAGAGUAGAUCUUGUGCAUGCUCUAAAGACCGGGCCCACGUCUAAAAGGAAACGUGUCAUAAACAUUACAUAUAAACGUCAUCAGGAGAUGGAUGGAGGUGCAGAGACAACCCCCGAGCAUGCCAAACACUUGCAAGAUACAAAAAAAAACCUUCUCCGAGCGCCCAUCAACGGGCCAGACGCUCUCAGAAAAAUGAUUAUCGCCUUGAAUAUUAUAAAUCGCGAAGACGAAACUCGUUUACCGGGCGGCCGUUCUGCUUCGAGUUCUAAAAAAAUCGGAGAGCUAAAGGAUAACUCUGACAAGCAUGCGCAUACGCCUAGCCUGGAAAGGCCUGUGGCUGCCUACUUCGUAGCGCAGGACAUGAUCUGGAAAACCCACAUCGAGAAGGAAGUGGAGACCGCCAAGAGGUGGCCGGAGAAUUGGGGAUUCCUGACCACACCUUUCACGGAGGUGGACAAUGAAGAGAAAGAACAUAAUCAGAAAUUGCCAUUAGACAUUCCAGAACAUCUGCGGGUCCGGCCCGCCACCCCCGUGGAAGAGUACAUCAAAGUCGGCCCGUCGCCGGCGGUACCACAGACUACGCAAGGCUUAAUCGGCUGGCGAUCCACAGUCCCGUCCCUGCAGCUGGAACGUUACGGCAAAUCCAAACAUCUGAAAGGGGAUUUCUGCAAGAGAAUGAAAUGGCCGGUCGAAGGAAUAGCGUAGCGUCCAAACUACAAGCCCGGCCGCCGCCGUCCCCAGACAGACUUAAUAAAGUUUGAGAAGUGAAAAUGCAAAUUUCUUCCAAUCUCUCGCUCGCUCUGAAAUCAGAAAAAAAAACAAAAAGGAACAUCUGUAAAUGUGACGAAUCUGCAUAGCGAGCGCAAAAACAGCGAACCGUAAAAGCCGAUUUCUUCGCCGCGACGCCUGCAGCUCCGUACCUCUCCUAUUUACAUUAUCGCAUUAAAGGUUAGGAAAAGCCGAGCUGUGAUUGAAGUGGAGCUCCAGGCGGAGAGUUUAACACUUCUCUCCGACAAGUCAAAACAUUCGGAAAAUGACUAUUCCAGGAAAUAA